Molecule: messenger RNA, 500 nt
Organism: Pteropus alecto (black flying fox)
Lineage: Eukaryota; Metazoa; Chordata; Mammalia; Chiroptera; Pteropodidae
Gene: BOLA3
Product: bolA family member 3
Exons: 4
Coding region: 63-314 (83 amino acids)
Source: RefSeq, a predicted model, not a curated record
CCGCGGCAGCGUCUCUGCUCCGCGGGAUCCGCGGGCUUCCUCUUCUCCACUGUGUCCAGCGGAUGUUUGCUUCACAGACUGAGGGGGAGCUCAAAGUGACCCAAAUUCUCAAAGAAAACUUUCCUCAAGCUACAGCUAUCAAAGUCACUGACAUUUCAGGAGGCUGUGGGGCGAUGUAUGAAAUCCAAAUUGAGUCAGAAGAAUUUAAGGAGAAGAGGACUGUCCAGCAGCACCAGAUGGUAAAUCAGGCACUAAAAGAAGAAAUCAAAGGAAUGCAUGGAUUGCGGAUAUUUACCUCGAUCCCCAAACACUGACCACGCCCUGGCUGUGUAGAUGCUGCUGCUUAAAACCUUGGAUGAACUUGACCAUUCUUUCCUAGGCAUUUGCCAAAAAAUUUAUCUAUUUUGUUCAUAGACAUUUCCGUAUUAUAAUUAUAGAAGAAUAUGUUAUCUAUUUAGACGUUAAUUAAAGGCAACGGACAACUGAGGCUUUUGAAGUCA